Anopheles bellator is the source of this 5137-nucleotide messenger RNA. RefSeq names its product importin-5 (gene Karybeta3). Lineage: Eukaryota; Metazoa; Arthropoda; Insecta; Diptera; Culicidae. Gene Ontology annotation, biological process: protein import into nucleus. Gene Ontology annotation, cellular component: cytoplasm; nucleus. The record is from RefSeq and is a predicted model, not a curated record. The transcript is spliced from 5 exons. The coding region runs from base 274 to 3588 and encodes 1104 amino acids. Gene Ontology annotation, molecular function: nuclear import signal receptor activity; small GTPase binding.
ACGACGUGCAGACUAAACAUCCCUUAACCCGUUCGCAGCGCUCCGAAAGUGACCGACUGUGAGCGAAACCAGCAUUCCGCGAUCGCGUGGCCGUCGGAAGGAGGCAGGUGCGUGUGUAGGUUCGAGCGCGAACAGCGUGUAAGGAUAGUCGAGCACGGCGUAAGGAGUCGGAGCAGGAAGAAGCAGAAGCAGUGGCAGCCGCGGCAAGACACGCACGUUCGUUUGCAGCCGUGCUGAAGAGGUUCCAGUCGUAGAAGUAGUAAAUGCGAAGCGAUGGCUGCUCCUGAUCAGGUCAACUUUCAGCAGCUCAUGAGCUCGCUGUUGUCGACGGAUAAUGACGUCCGCUCGAAAGCAGAGGAGGUUUACAAUGCAUUGCCGUGUGAAGCGAAAGUACCACAUCUACUCGGUACGAUUCAAAAUCCGCAAAUGACGGAGGAAGCGAGAAUGCUGUCGGCAGUGCUGCUGCGCCGUCUAGUGUCGGCCGAGUUCCAGGAGUUCUACGAACCUCUCCCACCGGAGGCGAAAGAUCAGCUGAAGCAACAGAUCCUGCUGACACUGCAGCAGAACGAGGUCGGUAGCAUGCGGCGUAAGAUCUGCGAGAUGGUGGCCGAGGUGGCCCGCUGCAUGAUCGACGCCGAGGGCAACAACGAGUGGCCCGAGUUUCUGCAGUUCCUAUUCCACUGCGCGAGUGCACCGUCGGUUCAGCUGCAGGAAUCUGCCCUGCGCAUCUUUGCCUCGGUGCCGGGCAUCUUUGGCAAUCAACAGGCGCAGCAUCUGCCGCUGAUCAAACAGAUGCUCUGCAAGUACCUUGACCCGUCCUCCGACCAGGAGGUGCGUUUUCAGGCGGUCCGAGCGUACGGGGCGUUCAUAUUGCUGCACGACAAGGAAGAAGACGUGAAGCGCCAGUUUGCCGAUCUGCUGCCGCGCGUCAUCCACAUCACGGCCGAGAGCGUCGAGCAGGAUGAUCCGCAAAACCUGAUGCAGCUGCUAAUCGACAUGGCCGAGGGUGUGCCGAAGUUCUUCCGGCCGCAGCUCGAGCAGAUCUUUGAGCUGUGCUUGAAAAUCUUUAGCACGGUCGACAUGGAAGAUAACCUACGGCACCUCGCCCUCGAGAUGAUGGUAUCGUUGGCCGAGAACGCGCCGGCUAUGGUGCGCAAGCGAGCGGAAAAGUACAUCGCGGUGCUCGUGCCGCUUGUGCUGCAAAUGAUGACCGAUCUGGAGGACAACGAAGAGUGGUCAGUGUCGGACAAGAUCGCCGAAGACGACACCGGUGAUAACAAUAUAAUCGCCGAAUCGGCGCUCGAUCGGUUAGCAUGCGGGCUCGGCGGCAAAAUGGUUCUACCGUACAUCGCUAACAACAUUUCCGGCAUGCUGACCAGCCCCGACUGGAAGCAGCGCCACGCCGCCCUGAUGGCCAUCUCGGCGGCCGGCGAAGGCUGUCAGAAACAGAUGGAGGCGAUGCUCGAAAGCAUCAUGCAGAAUGUGCUCAAGUAUCUGAUGGAUCCACAUCCGCGUGUACGGUACGCGGCGUGCAAUGCGAUCGGUCAGAUGGCGACCGAUUUUGCACCGAUCUUCGAGAAAAAAUUCCACGAACAGGUUAUCCCGGGGCUGCUGAAUCUGCUGGACGAUGUGGACAAUCCGCGCGUCCAAGCGCACGCUGGGGCGGCGCUGGUGAACUUCAGUGAAGACUGCCCGCGAAACAUUCUCACCCGCUACCUGGACGCCAUCAUGGCCAAGCUGGUCCAAAUCCUAACGUCCAAGUUCGAGGAGCUGGUCAAAAAGGGCACAAAAUUGGUGCUGGAACAGGUGGUGACGACGAUCGCGUCGGUCGCCGACACGACGGAGAAGGACUUUGUCGUGUACUACGACCGACUGAUGCCGUCGCUGAAGUACAUCAUCAAGGAGGGCAACCGAGACGACCUGAGGCUGCUGCGCGGCAAAACGAUCGAGUGCGUCAGCCUGAUCGGACUGGCCGUCGGGGCGGAAAAGUUCAUGACGGACGCAUCGGACGUGAUGGACAUGCUGCUAAAGACCCACACCGAGGGCGAUCUGCCGGACGACGAUCCGCAGACGUCGUACCUGAUCUCGGCAUGGGCGCGUAUCUGCAAGAUUCUGGGCAAGCAGUUUGAGCAGUUCCUGCCUCUGGUGAUGGGCCCGGUCAUGCGUACGGCGUCCAUGAAACCGGAAGUGGCUAUGCUGGACAACGAUGAGAUGCAAGGCGUCGAAAACGAUAGUGACUGGCAGUUUGUAAAUCUGGGCGAGCAGCAAAACUUUGUCAUCCGUACGGCGGGUCUGGAAGAUAAGGCGUCGGCAUGCGAGAUGCUCGUUUGCUACGCGCGUGAACUGAAGGAUGGUUUCGCGAACUAUGCCGAGGAAGUCGUCCGGUUGAUGGUGCCGAUGCUGAAGUUCUACUUCCACGACGGCGUACGGACGGCGGCGGCAGAAUCGCUACCCUAUCUGCUGGACUGUGCGAAAAUUAAGGGACCGAAGUAUCUGGAGGGCAUGUGGUUGUACAUCUGUCCAGAGCUGCUGAAGGCGAUCGACUCCGAGCCCGAACCGGACGUACUCGCCGAGCUGCUCCACUCGCUAGGACGCUGCAUCGAAACGCUUGGUGCCGCUUGUCUGUCGAACGAGGCGAUGGAAGAGGUCCUGAAGCUGGUAGACAAGUUUAUGACACAACAUUUCGAGAAGGAGGAAAAGAGGGCCCAAGCGCGCAAGGAGGAGGACUACGACGAUGGAGUGGAGGAGCGGUUGGCCGAAGAGGACGAUGCCGACGUGUAUCUGCUGUCGCGCAUCACCGACAUCAUCCACGCACUGUUCGUCACCUACAAGGAAGCGUUCCUGCCGUCCUUCCAGCGAUUGGUGGCACAUUUCGUGAAGCUGCUCAACCCCGCCAGCCCGUGGGCCGAUCGGCAGUGGGGAUUGUGCAUAUUCGACGAUCUUAUCGAAUUCACGGGACCUAUGUGUGCUCAGUAUCAGGCUUACUUCUUGCAGCCGAUGCUGGAGUACGUCAAAGACGAACAGCCGGAAGUGCGACAGGCGGCCGUAUACGGAUUUGGUGUACUUGGACUGUAUGGCGGUGAACACUUUUCCGUCACCUGCGCCCAGGCCAUUCCAGUGCUGAUGGAAAUCAUCAUGGCACCCGAUAGCCGCGAGCCAGAGAACGUUAACCCCACGGAAAAUGCUAUUUCGGCCAUCACGAAGAUUCUGAAGUACAACAACAAGGCAAUUACGAAUCCGGACGAAAUCAUCGCACUAUGGUUCUCCUGGCUACCCGUUGGUGAGGACGAAGACGAGGCAGUCUACGUGUACGGUUACCUGUGCGAUCUAAUCCAGGCCAACCAUCCGGUGGUGCUCGGGGAGAACAAUGCGAACCUACCGCGCAUCGUGUCGAUAAUUGCGUCGUGUUUCUACCGCGAGGCAGUAACCGUCCCGCAUCCGGAAGCGCAACGGAUGCUGUCGAUAGUGAAGCAGAUCGAAGCGAACCCGGACCUGUUCCAGGCUUGCAUCAACCAACUAACGGCGGAACAGAAAACGGCGCUCGAGAGCGCGUACCGAGCGGCAGCGGCCGCGGUUACGACGCAGUAAUGGGCAGCGAUCGAUCAGCGACAGAGAAAGGGAGAGAGAACGGAUGAACAUCCCGUAGAGGACGUCUUCCGAUGCUUGCAAUGUUAAGGCCGCCCAUGUCACUUUUGUUUCAUCUCAAAAUCAUCACACCACAGGCGCGCACGGAUGGCACCGUUUUUAUGUGUGCUGCAUGAGUUCUGCCGGGGCACACACCACUGUCCUCCCUUCUUCUUCUUCAUCCUCCUCUUCUGCAUGGCACUGCUUAUUGAGCGAACGGUUACAAAACGGGUGGGAAUGAACGGGACCCAGUACGCAAGGAUGUAGACGAUGGACGCGUGCGACGAGAGUGCAAGAUGUAAUGCUGAAUGUGGACCACGAGACGAAAAGGACACAAGAGGAAACAGUAAUGACGAUAAUGGUGUCGACGGGUUUCAACUGUCCACUUUUUAAUGCCUGUCGGUUGCGUUCCAAUGCCGUGUCAAAUCACCAACGAUCCACAACUGGAUGGGGUAGCACUUAUGGUUUUAUUGAGGUUUCCAUUUUUCGUUUCAAACAUCUUCAUGACACGCUCAUGAGGUUGGCCAAAAAUCAGCUCCAGGUACUGGAAGUGUUUGUACGGUUCUCUCUUACGUGUUUUAUUUGUUUGUUUUCGUACCAUUUGUGGUAUUACAGACCUUUGCCAAGAACUCCCGUUCCGUUUGAUCGACCUCGAGGCGAAUGAUGGCUCGAGAUGAUCCUUAUGCUCGUCUAUUGUUUCAUCACGAGUGCUAGUUUAUUGAGCAAAUUGUAUCGUAUGAACACGGGAUAUUGGAUAUUGUUUGAUUUUAGCGGAAGUAAGUAAUAUUAUUGUAAAUAGAGGGAGGAAGAACAGUAGAGUAGCUCGAAUGUGUUUCCAUUUCGUGUUUCACCUCCCCCGACCUUCCCACAGAACAACCCUUUCCGGGUGCUGCCUUGUGUUAAUUAUGACAUUCGUUGCCGAAUGUGCGGAUGAGCUUUGUGUUUGUGAAGAAAAAAAUAUGUAUGUGGUAAAACGGUGGAAGAAAGACUGGUUGCAAAAAAUGACGCACGUGCCCUCCCGUUUUCCGUAGUGGAACGGCCGGUAUUAGCUCGUUGCGACCGUGAAAUCCUUUUCGAUGCGUUGGAAAAGGGGUAGGCAAGUCUUAGUUUGCGUUUUCAGAUCGCUCGAACGAACGUUGUGAACGUGUGUGGUUCUUUACUUGGCCAUAGACACAAUUUCUGGACGGACCGAUUCGGUCCUAUUCGACACGAUCACGUGCACGUUUGAAUCAGAACCAUUAUUAUGCGCAACAGCAAUUGAAACCUCCGGCGUUACCUUCGAACGCUUCACUUCACGACACACGUUAACACACGCCAAACAAUAUAGUUGAGGUAUCGCUUACAAGUGAGAUCGAAUGUGAGGUCGAGUCGAGACGAAAAUACCUACUGCACGGGUUGAAAAUGUUUCUGGCACAAUCAGGAAUGACGUGACGGUAGGAGAGUAAACUAUUGAAUAGUGCAUUAAAUUCUAUUCACAUAUUACUAUCGGCAGUAAUCCAAAAUAUAUUCAAAG